AUGUUCUCCCGAGCUCUCAGAGUCCCCAGGGCGCUGCCCCUCAGCGCCAGGGCCCGGGCUGCGCCCUUUGCGCUGGCGGUUCGAUCCGUCACCACGGAUGCUGCGUCGUCGUCCUUGAGCAACUCCGUCCCUCAGUCCGAGGAUGAGCCCUUCCAGGUUACCCUGAGCGACGAGAGUUUCGAGACGUACGAGCUGGACCCUCCGCCUUAUACCAUCGAGGUCACGAAGAAGGAGCUCAAGCAGAUGUACUACGACAUGGUCUCCAUCAGGCAGAUGGAGAUGGCGGCCGACCGCCUGUACAAGGAGAAGAAGAUUCGCGGUUUCUGCCACCUUUCCACCGGUCAGGAGGCCGUCGCCGUCGGCAUUGAGCAUGCCAUCACGAAGCAGGACGACCUGAUUACCGCCUACCGGUGCCACGGUUUCGCCCUGAUGCGCGGCGGCACCGUCCGGUCCAUUAUCGGAGAGCUCCUUGGCCGCCGCGAGGGAAUUGCCUACGGCAAGGGUGGAUCCAUGCACAUGUUCUCCAAGGGCUUCUACGGUGGCAACGGCAUUGUUGGUGCCCAGGUCCCUGUCGGCGCCGGCCUGGCUUUUGCCCACAAGUACAACGACAACAAGAACGCCUCCAUCAUCCUCUACGGCGAUGGUGCCAGCAACCAGGGCCAGGUCUUCGAGGCCUUCAACAUGGCCAAGCUGUGGGGUCUCCCUGCUCUGUUCGGCUGCGAGAACAACAAGUACGGCAUGGGUACCUCCGCCGCCCGGUCGUCGGCCCUGACCGACUACUACAAGCGUGGCCAGUACAUCCCGGGUCUCAAGGUUAACGGCAUGGACGUCCUGGCCGUCAAGGCCGCUGUCAAGUACGGCAAGGAGUGGACCGCCAGCGACAAGGGCCCGAUGGUGCUCGAGUAUGUCACCUACCGAUAUGGUGGCCACUCCAUGUCCGACCCCGGCACCACCUACCGUACCCGUGAGGAGAUUCAGCGCAUGCGCUCGACCAACGAUCCCAUUGCCGGACUGAAGCAGAAGAUCCUGGACUGGGAGGUCGCGAGCGAGGAGGAGCUCAAGAAGAUUGACAAGGAGGCCCGGAGCCACGUCAACGAGGAGGUCGCUGCCGCUGAGGCCAUGGCUGUCCCCGAGCCGAAGCCGGAGAUUCUUUUCGAGGACAUCUACGUCCGCGGCAGCGAGCCCCAGUACAUCCGCGGCCGCACCCCCGACGAGAACCACUACUUUGCCCAGUAG
Messenger RNA from Purpureocillium lilacinum, 1236 nucleotides. Its product is annotated as alpha subunit of pyruvate dehydrogenase. Gene Ontology annotation, cellular component: intracellular membrane-bounded organelle. Gene Ontology annotation, biological process: pyruvate decarboxylation to acetyl-CoA. Gene Ontology annotation, molecular function: pyruvate dehydrogenase (acetyl-transferring) activity. The record is from RefSeq and is a predicted model, not a curated record. NCBI's taxonomy places the organism in Eukaryota, Fungi, Ascomycota, Sordariomycetes, Hypocreales, Ophiocordycipitaceae.